UCACCGUCAGCUGUCCCUCAGAUUAAAGAUGGCGCCCUCUCAUGCACUAAAGUGCUGCACACGGGCUCUGAACUGGGUACCUGUUCUGUUUAUAAACCUGGUUGUCGGUUGGUCUUAUUACGCUUACGUCGUGGAGCUCUGUGUGUAUACAAUCCCAAAUAAUGCAGAACGAAUCAGCUAUUUGGUCAUCUUUCACAUUUUCCUUGCCAUGUUUAUAUGGUCCUACUGGAAAACUAUCUGGUCCAGACCAGCCAGCCCCUCAAAAGCGUUUGCUCUGCCCAGAGCAGAGAAGGAACUGUAUGAGAGAGAGGAGCGAGCCGAGAUGCAACAAGAGAUUCUGAAGAAAGUGGCAAGGAAUUUACCCGUGUACACGCGCACAGCCGGAGGAGCUAUUCGAUACUGCGACCACUGCCAGGUUAUCAAACCUGACCGCUGCCAUCACUGCUCAACCUGUGAGAUGUGUGUGCUGAAAAUGGACCAUCACUGCCCCUGGGUUAAUAACUGUGUUGGAUUCUCAAACUACAAGUUCUUUGUGUUGUUCUUAGCCUACGCCUCACUCUACUGUGUGGUAAUUUGUGCUACAGUCAUCCAGUAUUUCAUCAAAUUCUGGACCAAACAGCUGCCUGACACGCAUGCCAAAUUCCACAUCUUGUUUCUGUUUUUCGUGGCUGCUCUUUUCUUUAUCAGCAUCCUGUCCCUUCUCAGCUACCAUCUGUGGCUUGUGGUAAAGAACAGGACCACUAUAGAAGCUUUUAGGGGUCCUGUCUUUGCAAACGGUCCAGACAAAAACGGGUUUUCUCUGGGUUUUAGCCGGAAUGCAGCUGAGGUGUUUGGAGAUCAAGGAAAGUACUGGCUAUUUCCGGUUUUCUCAAGUCUGGGAGAUGGACAUUCCUUUGUUACCAGAUUGGUACACAUAGACCCUGAGCAAGCAAACAGUGUCCUCCAGCAAAAUGGCAAAAGCCCUGCUGAUGGGGAGGCCAACACUUGUGUACUCGGUAACAAUACACAACGCACAGCAGACCAAAGUGGUUAGUUACGGAGGCCAGACAGUCGCGGUGAGAAUGGAGAGUGAGCCAUAGCAGGUUUCAGGUACGUCAGUAAAUCAUGAUGCCUUAAGCCAGGAGCAUCAGCACCUCUGGAGCCAUCCUCCACCAUCAUUUUGAGUUGACAGUGCAGCCUCAAGCCACAUGUUUUGUGUGUACAUUAUAUGGACCAUCCUUCAUCCAGCGGGCUUUAAACCAGCAUCCCAACAAUACUGUUAUCAUGUAAAAGGGAACUGUACAGCGAGCACUUAGACUGCACCGGUCUGAAGCAGAGGUGAUUCACAGGUUUUGUCUUUGUUUUGAGCCAAAGACAUUCAGAUCAGUUAUUAUUGCAUCUGAAAAACCCUGGGACUUCUUUUUCCAUUUUGAGCCAAUGCAUGUCUACAUAUCUGUGUUCAUAUACACGGAUUAAUCACGUUGUACAUUCCGACUAGAGAAUCCUCCUUUUGUCAGUAUUAAUCAAGCAUUAAUAA
Molecule: messenger RNA, 1516 nt
Organism: Etheostoma cragini (Arkansas darter)
Lineage: Eukaryota; Metazoa; Chordata; Actinopteri; Perciformes; Percidae
Product: palmitoyltransferase ZDHHC20-like
Exons: 13
Coding region: 29-1033 (334 amino acids)
Biological process (GO): protein targeting to membrane; peptidyl-L-cysteine S-palmitoylation; synaptic vesicle maturation
Cellular component (GO): Golgi apparatus; endoplasmic reticulum
Molecular function (GO): protein-cysteine S-palmitoyltransferase activity
Source: RefSeq, a predicted model, not a curated record